GGCUUCCGUAUCAGACAACGCUACACCACUCCUUCUGGAGUAAAUUCACGCUAAAAUAACAACAUAUCUAAAGCUGACAUUUAUUCUUUCUUAUAACUGUGUGUAAUUGUUGUUAAUAAGUCAUUAAAAAAUGGUUAAGUUUUACUGCAGUAAUAUUGUGGUAGUAACCAUGGUUAUUUGUGUUUACUAUGGUUUAACUAAAUUCUAUGGUUAAACUAUAGUUACUGUAGUGAAAACAUGGUUAAUUUUUGUAAGGGUAAAUAAAACAGAACUCUAAUAAUUUUCUGUUUAGGCUCAUAGCUAUAUCUAUAUCUAUAUUAUCUAUAUUAUAUUGAAUUAUGACUAAAAAUAAUAUUUUAAUAAUAUUUUAAUAUUAUACGACGGUGUUGGACUUCAAAGUAUUGGAAUAAUGAAAUAAGUGGUAUCACCCAUCCCUACUAACAGAGGGACUUUGCUAGAAAGCAACACCACGCAGUUGGAAUUUGCAGGAUGACGUCUGAACCAGUGACGCAAUACCACGUUUCUUCCUCCAAUCAGAGCGCGCGGCGCACGAUUUCGAACUCCAACGUCCUCGACGGGAAAUACGCCAGUGAAGUCGUUCAUAUAAAAUUUGUUCAUUGUUACGCGUUAUCCGUUCUAAAGAAGCGUUUCAUUCAUCUGGUGAUAGUGGUAAAUAUAUAGCUCAGACAUGGUUCGGGAGCGGGUGGUGCAAAGGAAGUCUUUCCAGGAAAGUCUGGACGACAUCAAGGACAAGAUGAAGGAGAAAAGAAACAAGCGUCUCGCCAGCGCUUUAACUGCGAAUCGCGGCCUGUCAAAGCUGAAGAUCAAAAACACGGCUACAGUGCAGCCAUUUGUGCUGAAGAGUGUCCAGGUGAACAACAAAGCUCUUGCAUUAGCCCUGCAGACAGAGAGGGAGAAGGUAAGGCAGGCACAGGGAGUCAUUCUGCAGUUAAAGAAAGAGAGACAAGCGCUUAUCUUCCACCUGUUGAUGCUGAAGAGGACGCUGAGAGAUCGGGGAGCCGUGGAAAGCGCUCAGAUUUCUCCUCCUGUGGAGAAAAGUUCACCAAGUCCGCCUCACCCCAUCAGUCCAAGGCCUGUACAUGUUGUAGAGACUCACCCAGCAGAGCCCCUCAAAGAGCCGACAUUUUCUACAAGCACUGAAUCUGUGUCUGGUUGCCGUGGUGACAGACAGGUUUCAUUGCCCCCUACAGUAGGAAUAAGACGAAAGAAACGCUCUGAGAAUGUGCGGAGACAGAGCUCAUGUUUUGAAUCCGUAGGGAAAUGUGUUACAGAUGUAAUGGAACCCUGUUUCCCUGAGGAAAAAAGAGAAGAGACUGUCAACAGUAGACAAGGAGUGGGGCUUAGCACCGAAUUGGAGGACAUUUGUAACAAAGUGGAUGUUGUUGGACAGAAAACACAGCCGAAUUUGAAUAUGUGUGCGCCUGACAGUCUUAACACAGAGUUAGAGAUUUCUGAGCUUUCAGCUAUCCAGCAUUCAACGCCUGAGCCCCCUCAACGGACCACCAGACAACCCAAGAAAAAAACAACUCAAGCAGCCCCUCGGCCCAAACCAGAGAGAGGACGCAAACCAGACCGAGCCCUACUGAAGAAGCCAUGGGAAAACCCCAAACCACGAGCUCGCUCGAAAAGCCGAGACCGUUCGCAGAGUCGAGCUCGAGUGGCUCCACCGCCUGCCGAUCGGCUUAACUCCUCGCUGGGUGGCAAUGACACCUUUGACUUUGACUGUGAGGAGGCAAUCCAUCUAACGCCUUUCAAAGCAGGGAACAAAGCUGUGGAGAAACCAUCACCCGAUGCUCCGGUUAAAGAGGUCACACCCAAUCCUGGUGCUGUGGAGACCAACAACAGUUCCUCAGAAGACGAGCAGGAUGCAGAUGACAGCCCUUACGUACCAAAAAGGAAAUCCAGGAGAGCUUGUAGUCCGCCACCUAGACGAGCUCGCUCCAAAAGACGGUCUAAUCAAGAGGCCAGAAAGAACAGAGUGAGAGAAAAUACUGCCCUAAAGCAGCACCAUGUUGAAAUAGUGCACACAGAAGAAAAUAAGACUGAAAUUAAAGAUACUGGCCCACAUCUCCCAGAUGCUCUUGAUUCAGGCCCUCUGUUUCCAGAGUCACCAGUCUGUGUUACUCCUGAGAAUUUUAGCCAAUCAGAGCCAACCCAAGAGAUCUAUCAAGCUCCACCUGCUACAGUGGCAGUAGAGUCUCCCACCCCCGUUACCCCUGGUGGAGAGGUGGAACUUAUGAUGAUUGACUGCCCAAUAUUUGAAUUUCCAAAGUGUCCUAGCAACUCAUCUGAUCAGGAGAAUAAAAUGCCUUUGGUGAUGAAUAGGGGUAGGAGAAAAGGUGGGCUGGUUGUUCGCUCCUUUCUGGGCUUGGGUUUGAGUGAUGUGACAAAUCUGUCCCCUGCAGCCUAUCAGAAGCCCUUGUCUACUCAAGUCACGCCUCAGUCCUCCACUCGCAAGCGGCGCUGCACGAGCACCAUCAACUACAAGGAGCCAUCAAUCAGUUCAAAACUUAGACGUGGUGACAAAUUCACAGACACACGUUUCCUGCGGUCCCCUGUCUUCAAGCAGAAACCAACAUCCCGUCGGAGUUCAAUUAAAAAAAUGGAGAAAUAUAAUGAGUCUUUUGUUGGCUGUCGUUAAAUAGCUCAGACUUUGUCAAAUCAUUUCUGGCCAGCUUCAUAGAAUACCAAGUGAUGUCUCUCUACAGCAUUGCAUUGUGUUUUUUAAAAUGGCUGUUACAUAAUUGAAUUUCUUGUUUCAUCUCAUGAUUUAAAAUUGUGAAUAUUGAUUAUUAAAGUUUGUCAUUUCAAUUGUCCCAAGGGCUCUGAUUUUAGUUUUGAAAAAUAUCAAAAAUCUUUCUAUAAAUAGGAGCCCAGAUAUACAAAAUGAAUUGAAAAGCAUUCUGAUUGUACUAUACAUACAGGUGCAUCUCAAUUAAUUAGAAUGUCGUGGAAAAGUUCAUUUAUUUCAGUAA
Myxocyprinus asiaticus (Chinese sucker) is the source of this 2996-nucleotide messenger RNA. RefSeq names its product shugoshin 1 (gene sgo1). NCBI's taxonomy places the organism in Eukaryota, Metazoa, Chordata, Actinopteri, Cypriniformes, Catostomidae. Gene Ontology annotation, cellular component: chromosome, centromeric region; nucleus. The transcript is spliced from 10 exons. The record is from RefSeq and is a predicted model, not a curated record. Gene Ontology annotation, biological process: meiotic chromosome segregation. The coding region runs from base 689 to 2662 and encodes 657 amino acids.